Molecule: messenger RNA, 1110 nt
Organism: Penicillium lagena
Lineage: Eukaryota; Fungi; Ascomycota; Eurotiomycetes; Eurotiales; Aspergillaceae
Product: acyl-CoA thioesterase
Exons: 2
Coding region: 1-1110 (369 amino acids)
Biological process (GO): acyl-CoA metabolic process; fatty acid catabolic process
Cellular component (GO): peroxisomal matrix
Molecular function (GO): fatty acyl-CoA hydrolase activity
Source: RefSeq, a predicted model, not a curated record
AUGACCCCGAAGUCCCCCUCCGCCGACUCGGACGUCCCACCCUCCCCGCGUUCAUGGGUGGAGCUGAUGGCCGUGGAGCGUCUCCCCGACGCAGAGAUCGCAGUGCCCGGCACCAGCUCGCCAGAAAAGAUUGAGUGCUUCCGCUCGCUCGCAUCACCGUUUCCCCCAGGCGAGGGCACGCGCUCGUUUGGCGGCCAUGUCUACGCGCAGUCGGCAUAUGCGGCGUCGAAGACGGUGGACAAGGGGUUUAUGAUUCACGAUAUGACCGGAUCGUUUAUAUUAGCCGGCCGCCUAGAUGUGCCGUACAUCUACACAGUGCGGCACAUCCGCGACGGAAAGAUGUACUGCACGCGCUCUGUGGACGCACGACAAAACGGCAAGAUCUGUUUUUCAGGUCUCUGCUCCUUCAAGCGCGACGAGAAGCAGCAAACAUUCGGACACCAGCCGCAGACCGCGCAGCAGCGGUUUGCGCCGAUCCUCAAUGCGAAGCGCGCAGAGGAGCAGCCGCUCAGCCCUAGCGUGGAUGCGGAUUGGUGGAUCGAUGCUGUGAAUCAGGGGAAUAUUGUCGAGCGCGAAUUCCCGGGCCUUGACGUCCGGAAGGUAGAUAUGGAAGACUACAAUUCCUCCCCGGAGGUCAAGGAUCAUCCGGAGAAGUACAGGCAGCUGACGCAGUAUCGGAUGAAAGGGUCCCCGGAUUUAGACCCGUGCGCUACAAUUUCACAGAUCCGGGAACGAGAGGCAGAGGGCGAAUACGAUAAUCUGUACGCCUGCGCACAUAUGUACGCCAGCGACAAGAACUCGCUGCUUCUCAUCCCGCGCGCGCUGGGAAUCAAGCACUGGACCGAGAUGGCGAGUCUGACUCUCAUGGUCAUUGUGCAUCAUUAUGGACCGGCACUCCGGAUGGUGGAUUGGGAUGCUGUUGAUAAGGACAGCGGCAAGGCUGAUCCGCUGAAUCUGCCGAUGAAGUGGUUCGUCCAGGAGAACUGGACUCCGCGGUCUGCGGAGAAUAGGGCCGUGCAUGAGAGUUAUCUGUGGAGUCCUGAUGGGACGUUGCUGGCGACCACCAUACAGGAUAGUAUGCUGCGACUGCGGAGACUCGAUCGGCUGUGA